Molecule: messenger RNA, 3279 nt
Organism: Heterostelium album PN500
Lineage: Eukaryota; Evosea; Eumycetozoa; Acytosteliales; Acytosteliaceae
Gene: grlR
Product: G-protein-coupled receptor family 3 protein 17
Exons: 11
Coding region: 1-3279 (1092 amino acids)
Biological process (GO): gamma-aminobutyric acid signaling pathway; G protein-coupled receptor signaling pathway
Cellular component (GO): G protein-coupled receptor heterodimeric complex; membrane
Molecular function (GO): G protein-coupled GABA receptor activity
Source: RefSeq, a predicted model, not a curated record
AUGAAACUUUGUAAUAUUUUAUAUUUAUUUAUUUUAUUAUAUUAUUUAUCUUUUGUUGGUAAGACUAUAAAAAAAUCAAAAUCAAUUAUAUAUUUAUCGACGAAUGGAAACGAUACAAAAUAUUGUGGAACUAUAGAUAGACCUUGUUUUUCAACUUAUUAUGCAAUGAUUUGGUUGGAUCAUGAACCAGCCGUUCAAAUUAAUAUGCAACCUGGACGAUAUGAUUAUAGUGCCGCACCAUCAACCAUUGUUAGUGAUGUAGCGAUAGAGUUGAUCGGACUAGGUAACCAUUCAGAUCAAACACAAAUAGUUAUACCGAACAAUGGUGAUUUCUUCCUUUCAGUCUUCUCCAAUAUCACCAUCCAUAACAUUACAUUUACAGAUCAUCGUAACAAUGAAACAGUUUUUUUCAAAGAAAUGUCACCAUACGCCAGCAACUACCUCGAUGAACUCAACAAAAUGUCGUUUGGAAACUUUACCGAUUUUAGACUAUUUAAUUCAUCAUUAACACUGAAUCAUUCCAAAAUAUAUGUACACAAUUGUACAUUUCAAUUAAAUAGAUAUAAUAUUUUUCUUACAAGUGAAUUUACUUAUUUUGAAUUUCAACAUUCAAAAGUCAUUAGUAAUCGAUGGAAUUCAAUGAUUGCUUCCAAUUUCACUCAAUUCCUAAUGGAAAAGACUCUUUUUAUGUAUAAUAGAUCAACCUAUGGAAUGGUUACAAGUCAAUUAAUAUCAAUUCAAACAUCUUUAGUAGUGGAUAAUACUUUUUUCAAUUUGAAUAUAGCAACUGGUGCUUCCGGUGUUGCCUAUUUAUCAGAUGAUUCAAUAUCAAAUUUUACAACAUGUAUUUUUAAUGGAAAUUAUGCACCAGGUAGUUCAGAUAUCGGAUCAUCCAGUGAUUCAUUGGUUAUCGAAGGAACUAUUUUUCAAAACACAGUAAAUCCAUCAAUUUCAAUUUCAAUUUAUGCCAACGGUCAAAUCAUAGUCUACGAUGUAGUAUUUACCAAUAUGAGUGGAACAAUAAUAUCAUCAGACUCUACUUCAUUCAUUGCAUUAAUUGAUACUCGUUUUUUAAAUAUUCAAGGUAGAGUGUUGGAAUCUUAUGGAAAAGGUUCAGCGAUUCUAUCAGCAAUUACAGUUCAUAAUUGUAGUACAAUCGAUGAGAUGUUUUUAUUCGCAAAUAAUGUACAAAUAUUUAUUUUCGACGCAAUUGUAGAGCAAAAUAACUUUUCAAGUUUUCUUUUUAUGGAGUAUAACACCUUUUUGGCAAUGGGUUCAUCUCACUUCCUCGAUAACAAUGCAUAUAUUUCAUUGAUUGGUGGUUACAACAAAUACGGUAUUUAUAUAGAGAAAACAGAAUUUUUAAAAACAACUGGUACCUUUAGAGGAUCAGUUUUAGAAUUAGAUCAAACUGGUAAUAUUACUGUCAUUGAUUCACAAGUGAUUGCAAAUCAAUCACCCAACGGUCCAUUUAUUUAUUAUGUUAAAAACAGUACUUUUGAUAUCCAAUGCUUUUCAAGAUUUGAAAACGAUAUAUUCUUUGAUAACUACGCCUAUCGAACGGGUGCUCUGAUUUUCUACGAUUCUCAAGAAUUGGUCUGUCCAUUUACUUGUGAGAAUUGUUAUGCGCUGAACUCCACUGCCCAAUAUGGAGAAAUACUAAACAGUGCAUACUACACAUUCACAGUGAAUAUUGUAUCAUCGAUUUAUACACCGGAAAAUGUUCAAGUGCUAAUUACAGCACUCGAUGCGUUUGGAAAUGUCUAUCGUGGUUCGACAGGCGUCGAGUUUACAGUGGACAACCAACUUUGCCCGAAUGUUAACCUGACUGGAAUUAGAACGGCACAGCUAGAUGUCGGUGGCAGACCGAUUCUUUAUAACCUGGGAAUCAGUGGUAUACCAGGUACCUCUUGUAAUCUCAGGUUCCAAUCGAAUCCACCCGCCGCCAACGGAUAUAUCUACAGGAAUAUCUCGAUUGAAAAAUGUAUCAAAGGCUACGGUCCUUACUUGGUGGUUGACACCUACUACUGUCUGAAAGAAUCGAAAGUUUCCGAUUGGGUAAAGAUAUUAUUCACCGUUCUUGCCGUCGUUCUGAUGAUUGCCGAUUUUGGAAUGGCAGUGAUCGCAAUCAUCUACAGAAACAAUCGAAUUAUCAGGUAUACCAAUAUGGUGUUUCUUUGGACAAUGAUAGUUGGAAUAUUCGUCAUACUCCUAUCAAUCAUAUUCCUUUAUCUCAUUGGUGAUUUUCAGUGUAUUCUGCGUGUAAUCUUAUUACCAGCCGGUCUUUUCAUAUGUGCAUUAUCAAUCAUAGUAAAGGAAUGGAAGAUUUGGUCAUCAAGAAAACAAUUGAAAUUUCAAAAGAAACAAAUUAUGGAUACAAAAUAUUUUUUAAAAUAUUUUGCUAUUUUAUCAAUUCCAACUAUUAUUAUAUUAUUACUAUAUUCGUGUGUACUUGUAUAUAGAAGUAAACAUUAUAGAACUUCCCCAGGUACAUUUAAUGAACCAACAUAUAUUGGUGUUUUGAUUUACAAUUAUAUUAUUAUUCUUGUGAUUUUAAUCCCAUUAAGAUUCUCUUUUACCAAUAAUGCAAAUGCUCAAUUCAUAGUGAUCUGUGCCUCUGUUAUUAUAUUUGCACUAAGUACAAUCGGUUUACUUUUUAUUCCUAAACUGAUUCUAAUAUUUAGAAAAGAUAGAGUAGUUUUAUCAUUAAGAAAGUUUAUUGAAGAGCAAGAAAAACAAUUGGAUAGAAAUAGAGAUAUCCUAAGAUUCUACGAAAUGUAUGGUGAUGAGAAUGGUAAAUUAAACUUUGCAAUUCACGAUAUAUUUACACCAGAAUCGAUAACACCAAGUUCAACUCCAACGAUUUCACCUGUUGACGCUAACAACACAGAUAACAAUCCACCCAACAACUCUGAAAAAACAACAAUAUAUAAUCAAAAUAUUUCUUUUAAUUUACCUGAUCCAUCAGAUAAUAAUAAUAAUAAUAAUAAUAAUAAUAAUAAUAAUAAUAAUAAUAAUAAUAAUAAUAAUAAUAAUAAUAGAAAUAGUAUACCGAAUGGAAAUAAUGAACAACCAACAAAAUCUAGAAGUAGAAACAAUAGUAUAUCGAUAAACAAACAGAGCAACACAACAAAUAGACCAAGAAAAGAUGUUGAUGCAACUGUAGCUACAUCAUUCUUUAACGAUGCCAACAAAAUGGAUUCACCCAAAAUGGAAUUUCUAAGAAGGAAAUACAAAUCAGAACCAACAUCUCCAUUAUAUACUUCUAAUGGAUCUUAA